AGCCAUGCUCCUACGCCAUCAACUCCGCUGGACUGAAGGACACGUUGUCCGAAUGCCCGAUCACCGUCUCCCAAAGCAGUUGCUCUACUCCGAACUCAAGAAUGGGAAAUGUACUGUUGGUGGGCAGGAAAAGAGAUUGAAAGAUGGGCUCAAAGCCAACCUUAAAAACUGUGGCAGAGACACCGAGAACUGGGAAGCCCUGGCCCUUGAGCGCUCCAAUUGGAGGUCAGCUGUGACCAGCAGUGCUGUGGAGUUCGAAGAGGCACGAACGGAGGGCUUAAGGGAGAAACGUGCCAAGAGGAAGGCCCGUCAAGCUAACCCCAACCGGGACCGCCUUCCACCUGGAAACCGAUGUCCUCACUGCGGGAGAAUAUGCGGGUCAAGAAUCGGUCUCUUCAGCCACCUAAGAACACACCCCCAAGAUGGAAGACAAUCAUCCUCGAGCUACGAGGGAUCGCCUAAGUAAGUAAGUAAGUAAGGUUCUCAACCUGUGGGUCCCCAGAUGUUUGGCCUUCAACUCCCAGAAAUCCCAGCCAGUUUUCCAGAUUUCUGGGCCAAAACAUCUGGGGACCCACAAGUUGAGAACCACUGCUCCAAAGGGAAGGACAGAGAGGCUGAUGCUGUAGGAACCCAUGGCAGGGAGGAGUGGGGCAAGCAGGAAUCACAUCCAGACCUCCAAAGUCUCACUUGGAGACCUUACUUACUUACUUACUUUACUUGCUUACUUGGAGACCAGACAAGGGCUUAUAUGGGAAACGUGGUGCCUUUUUGAUGUCCCUUUUCAGAGUUGGUAAUGACAAUAUGCUACAUUCUCCUAUGAGGCAUCUGCAUCACAGAAUGAAUGCACUUUGGGGCCACUUGGACUGCAUUGUCUGGAUGCUCUGCCAUCCUGGGAAGGGAGUUUGGUGAGGCACCAGCACUCUUGGGCAGAAAAAGCUAAGGACUUUGUCUCACUACACCUCCAAGUAUUCCUCUCAGUUUCAGAACUGUGAAUACAGAGAAAGGAAAAGCAUUGUGAGGAGAUUCCCAUAGUCUUACUUCAUUUUUUUUCGUGUCAGAAGCAACCGGAGUUGCUUCUGUUGUGAGAGAAUUGGCCGUCUGCAAGGACGUUGCCCAGGAGACGCCCGGAUGUUUUGAUGUUUUUACCAUCCUUGUGGGAGGCUUCUCUCAUGUCCCCGCAUGGAGCUGGAGCUGAUAGAGGGAGCUCAUCCGCGCUCUCCCCGGGUGGGAUUCGAACCUGGCAGCCUUCUGGUCAGCAACCCAACCUUCAAGUCACGAGGCUUUUAUCCCCUAGGCCAUCAGAGGCUCCUGUCUUACUUCAUGAAGUUUGCUCUAAAGUGUCAGGGUCCUGCUUUCCUUACAGGGAAGCCAUACACCGGCAACACAAAAAUGGGUUGUAAAGACCCCUUUUCUCUUGAGGGUAGUGUAUCAUUAACCUUGUCUUCGUCUCACCUUUGUCUUGUGUAGACCUUGCUUCACAAUACCUUCAGAUGGAGAAGGGAAGAGGUUCUUCAGUCCUGAUGGAGCCCAGAGUGAAGAUGGAGGAGCCAAACCAGACCAGCCCUGAAGGGAGAAGAGAUCCCAAUGAAACGUGGGACAGAAGAAGAGUUGGGGUCCCAGACAGAAUGGGUCAGGAUGCCCUGGAGGGGAAGGCCUUCAGCACAGACCUUCUGUGCCAACGCUUCCGUUGCUUCCGCUUCCAGGAGGCCUUGGGACCCCGGGGGGUCUGCAGCCGCCUCCACUCUCUCUGCCGCCUGUGGUUGAAGCCUGAGGAACAUACAAAGGCGGAGAUGGUGGACCUGGUGCUCCUGGAGCAGUUCCUGGCCGUCCUUCCUGCGGAGAUGGAGCGCUGGGUGAGGGAAUGUGGGGCAGAGACCAGUUCCCAGGCUGUGGCUUUGGCUGAAGGAUUCCUCCUGAGUCGGGAAGAAGAGGAGAAGGCGCGGCAGGAAGAGCGGCAGGAGAGAGAGGUCUCUCAGACCCAGGAGAUCCCAUUGGAGACCAGCAAGACGUUCCCUUCCAGGUGGAUCAAGCUGGAGGAGGAGGAGGACACAAGAGCUGCUCCACCAGCGGAGGAGCGAAGGAUGCCGGGAAGCUGUAAUAGCUCAUCUCUUUGUGAAGCAGGAGAAACGGUCUCCAUGGAACAGGAUCAGGUGACUUUUGAGGAUGUGUCUGUACAUUUCACUGAGGAAGAGUGGGUCCUGCUAGAUCCGGAUCAACGGGCCCUGCAUUGGGAGGUCAUGGGAGAGAAUCAUAAGAUGUUGGCCUCUUUUGGUGGUACUGGAAAAGAGUGUGAAAAUUGGGGCACAUCAUGUAAAGUGUGGUUGAAAACAAAAGGACACAAAGAGGGGGAAGAUGGAAACCUGGAAAUUGAAAGAGAAGAUUAUACAAGGAAGGAGUGUUCUGUUGAUACCAGGGAAAUCACAGUCCAAGAAACAGUAGAUGAAAGCAGGGUGACCGGGAACUAUCUUGUCUUUGAGAGUAGCUUCUUGCAUGAGGAAUCAUGUCUAAAUGGUGACAGCACCAUCCAAACAGACAAAGGACAACCUCAAUGCCAUCAACUGGAAGACAGCUUUGGAUCGAGUAUGCAUCUUACAAACUAUGAAAAACCAAAAGUUGUGGAUAAACCAUAUAAAUGCCUGGAAUGUGGAAAAUGUUUCUGUCAUAAAAGAAACCUAACAAGACACCUACAAUCCCACUUGGGAGAGAUGCUAUAUAAAUGCCUGGAGUGUGGAAAAGGCUUUUCUAAUAAGAGAAAUCUUAUUGGACAUGAAAUGAUUCACAGAGGAGAGAAACCCUAUAAAUGUCUGGAGUGUGGGAAGAGUUUCCGUAGGAAAAAUUCCCUAACACUGCAUCAGUACACCCACAGGGAAGAGAAACCCUAUAAAUGCCUGAAGUGUGGAAAAAGCUUUGUUUCACAUAGAAAUCUCAUUCGGCAUGGAAUGAAUCACAGAGGAGAAAAGCCCUAUAAAUGCCUGGAGUGUGGAAAAGCUUAUUCUGAUAAGAUAGCUUUUAUUGGACAUGAAAUGAAUCACAGAGGAGAGAAACCCUAUAAAUGUCUGGAGUGCGGAAAGAGUUUCUGUUUGAAAAAUACCCUAAAGCUUCACCAAAACACCCACAUAGGAGGCAAGCCAUAUAAAUGCAUGGAGUGUGGAAAAUGUUUCUCUGAAAAAGAAGUCCUAAGCACACACCAAAAAACCCACACACGAGAAAAGCCAUAUAAAUGCCUGGAGUGUGGAAAAGGUUUUACUAAUAAGAGAGGUCUUAUUGGACAUGAAAUGAAUCACAAAGGAGAAAAGCCAUAUAAAUGCAUGGAGUGUGGAAAAGGUUUUACUAAUAAGAGAGGUCUUAUUGGACAUGAAAUGAAUCACAAAGGAGAAAAGCCAUAUAAAUGCCUGGAGUGUGGGAAGAGUUAUAGCCUUAAAUCUGUUCUUACAGCUCACCAGAACAGUCAUAAAGGAGAGAGUGGGAAGAGUUUGAGCUAAAACUCAAACAUCAAAAAUGUCCAAAAUAGUCAUAGAGAAGACAAAGCCAAAGACAUGUUUGCAGUGAGGGAAGAGCUUCCACUGGAGAGCAAGUCUCAAGGCCUACUAAGAAACAGGGGAGAGAAGUGAAAAAGUCUGGAAUAUGAUAAGACUUUGAACUACAAACUCUUUUAUUUGAACUCAAAGAUUAACAAAAAGUUAAUACAAAGAGAAAUUAUACACAUUCUGCAUUUUGGAAAGAAUUGAGUUCCACAGCAAGCUUUCAUGAUGUAGUAAAAAAAUCCAUACGGGAAAGAAGCCAUGGAAAUGCCUGGAGUGUCAUAAAGCCUUCACUCUGAAGAAAAAACCCGUUGAGCAUGAAAUGAUUCGCAGAGGAGAGAAGACUCUAAAUCAGGCUUGGGUAAAACUUUUUGCCUUGGGGCCGCAUUACGGACAUAGCCGGAAGGUUUGGGCCAGGAGGAAAGGUGGCUGGCACACAGUGGGUGGGAAGGGCUCAGGAGAGGCAGAGCCAGGAGGAGACAGGUCAGGGCCCGGGUCAUCCUCAGGUUGUCCUCCCAGCAUAGGGAUGGGACUGCUCAUCCCAUCCUUAUACUGGGAGGAAGGCUGGACACACAGCAACUACACUGAUCCUCCUCCCCCAAUCCUCACAAAGGAGGGCAAGACAGGCGGCAGCUGAGAGUGCUCUGGGAGGCUCUCGGCCACCACAUGCCAUCCUCAAGCCGUCCUUCCUGCUGGGAGCAGAGCUAGACACACUAUCUGAGAGUGCUCCCGAGAGCUCUCAGCUGCUAUGUGCCUUCCUCCCCCAUCUUUUUGGCAAAAUGACACGAUGGACCACUAUGUCCUUCUGCCAAGAGAACAGGGAAAAUGAGGAGAGCCUGAGGUAAGCACCCAGGGGGCCACAUCUGCCCCCUGGGCCUUAGUUUACCCAUGACUGCUCUAAAUGCUCAGAGGGUGGGAAGAGUUGUGUCCUCAAAGCACGUCUCAAAACUCUCCAGGAGAGGAAGCAUACACACGCCAAGAGGGUGGGAAGAGUUCAAUCCUUAGUAGGCAUCUGUGAUGUCUCAGGCACCUUUGGCCCCUGACCCCACAGCCAUUGCUGAUCAAACUGAAGAGGACUUGGGUUUUUUCCCAAGUGAGCAGGAUUCAGUUCCUUUCCAGAUGCCUUCUGUUGACAUUUCCGUGCCAGAGCCAAUUAAAGACGGCCUUGAGAAGGAGCCGGCUCUUCCCGGCUCUCCGAAGGGGUUACUGUUCGAUAGAAGGGCUUUUUUGAAAACAGAUCGCUCCCAAAGGCAAAGUUUAAGAAGAAGUGCCAGAUUAGCAGAGCGAGGCGAUUGUGGCUAAACCCAGUUCUCUUGGGAAGAAUUGGGGAGGCAGGCACCUGGCAUGAUGUUUUGGAGGCUCAGUUCUCUUGGGAAGUUUUGGGGAGUUUAACACCUGGUUUGGGGGAGCUAUGAACUUCAUUAAAAGUUGUGCGCUGAGAAUCUUCUGCGCGGUGUCAACUUAACUUUUGAUUAAUAAGUAUCGUCGCCUCUCGUUCCUGAUUUCCAAGCGGCCUGACGGUGCGCUUACCCUGGAGUAGAUCGGGUGUUGGUUUACCUUCUUGCCAUGUUGGGACUGCGUUUCAGCUCCUGAACUUCCAGUUUGCCUUGCCUUGAAGCCCUGUUUGGAACAUUUCUUCUAAAGGACUCUUCUUGCUCUCUGCUCUUUUCCCCACUCAAAACUCAGGCGGAGUUUGAGUGUGUUUCGGAUACUGGAUUUUUGAACUCUAAUACCGGACAUAAGACUUUAUAUUAUUGGGCUAAAAUUGAUCUUUUCUGGAAGGUCAAUUGCUACUUCUACUUUACUGCUUAUUUCCAUUUGGAACUUUUAUUGCUUUAAUAUAUUAUAUUGUUAUUGGCUGCUGUGUUGGUUCCCAGUGUUCGCGCCGCUCAGGAGUGUUACAGCACCAGAGUGUUCACACAAUGAAGAAACACACAUGUGGACGGAAAGCUGCUCUAUCCUUUGUACUGAUUCCCUCUUGUCUAGACUAACAGUUGAUUUAUCUUGGACCUUGUUUUGGCACACUUUAAGGGAGAACCUGGCAGGUUCAGCCUAGUCCUGGCCUUGUGGCACUGUCACCGCUUCACCGGUUCAGAUGAUGUGGUAUCCACACUGGUUUCCUCCUUUUCAGCUCUUUUGUGCUUACUUUAGAAAGUUCACUAAAAUUUGUAAUCUUUUGCAAAUUCUCAGAGAGAAAUAAAGGCAU
This is a messenger RNA of Anolis carolinensis (green anole), 5727 nucleotides long. Its product is annotated as zinc finger protein ZFP2. The transcript is spliced from 4 exons. Bases 1491 to 3482 code for a protein of 663 amino acids. Gene Ontology annotation, biological process: regulation of DNA-templated transcription. The record is from RefSeq and is a predicted model, not a curated record. Lineage: Eukaryota; Metazoa; Chordata; Lepidosauria; Squamata; Anolidae.